Messenger RNA from Talaromyces amestolkiae, 1563 nucleotides. RefSeq lists its product as uncharacterized. NCBI's taxonomy places the organism in Eukaryota, Fungi, Ascomycota, Eurotiomycetes, Eurotiales, Trichocomaceae. Gene Ontology annotation, cellular component: nucleus. Gene Ontology annotation, molecular function: DNA binding. The transcript has a single exon. Bases 1 to 1563 code for a protein of 520 amino acids. The record is from RefSeq and is a predicted model, not a curated record.
AUGGUGACUCCACCACUAGAUAGGCGUCAUCGCAAUGCCAUCCUCAAUUCACAAAAGGCUGCUCUACGACAGCAGCACCACCGAAAUCCCAGAAUGCAGUACAAGGAUCUCGCCAAGUGGUUCGAAGAAAAGUACAAUCAGAAGAUUAAUAUUUCUACUGUAGCUCGUACCUUGUCGUCGAUAUAUGCAUUCCUUGAUGAGAUGGAAGGGCAGCCUGUGAGCGGUAAACGGAUUCGUCCAGAGAAUUGGCCGGAGCUGGAGUCGGCACUGUCCGAGUGGAUUCGGCGCGCGAAGAAUCAGGAUUUGGCUCUUUCACAGGAGAUACUGCGUCAAAAGGCGAGAGAUUACUGGUCUACUAUCUACCCGGGGAAGGAGAGUCCUUCAUUCAGUAAUGGUUGGCUAGAGAGGUUUCAGUCACGGCAAGGGAUCAAGAUCAAAAAGCAGCAUGGUGAUUCUGGAGACUCAGCUGAAGAUGCGGGUGUUGAACUGGUAAGGAUUCGACAGAUCUUGAGGACAUUCGCACCUCAAGAUAUUUUUAGCUGUGAUGAGACGGGUUUAUUCUGGAAGAUGAUGCCAGAGAAGAAUCUUGCACCCAGCGUGAUCCCCGGCCGUCGAAGCGAGCAAGCCCGAAUAAGCGCUUUGUUUUGUUGUAAUUCUAACGGGUCAGAACGCCUGCCUCCUUUGUUUAUAGGUACAAGUGAGCGACCUAGAGCCAUUGCAAAAGCGAAAAUUAACGUUGAAAAUCUCGGUUGUCUUUGGAGGAGCAACAAGCAAGCCUGGAUGACAAGCGAUAUAUUCAAAGAUUGGCUUAUCUGGUUUGAUAAAAAGAUGGAAGGCCGAAAGGUUGUCCUUCUGAUUGAUAAAAUCUCCGCGCAUCAGAUUGCAUUCCAAAAAGUUAGUAUGAGGCUGAAAAACACGCUUGUUAUUUUGCUUCCGGCCUGUUCAGAGACGCCAUGUGAGCCGCUAGAGGGUACCGUUUACGGUUGGAAACUAUACUGGAAAAGGGAAUGGCUUCGAUACAUGAACUUGGAGCUUAAACGUGGCGCUGAUCCAUCAGUGACCAUGACGAUAUUGAUGGCAAUUCGUUGGGCGAUAACGGCCUGGAAAAUUGAUCUCGACAAUGAGACAAUCGUGCAAAGUUUCAGGAAAGCGCUUGAAGUUGGAGCAGUUCCUAAGCUCAAUCACACACAUCUGAUCAAUGAGAUUACAGCUGGUCUUCGACACUUGAAGGAAACAAAUCGAAUCAAGGACGUCCUGGACGCCAAUCAAUAUUUGAAUUGCCCCAACGAAAAGGUCGACGAUGGGGUUAUAGAUAUAGACUCCAUAGUUCUGAGUCAGUUUCUAUCGAGCGGAGAUGUUGACGAGGAAGACGACGAGUCUGAUGAAACUAUUCCACACAUCUCACCUGCAGAAGCAUUGCAAAGUCUCUAUACUCUUCGUCUUCACGAAGAACAGCAAGAGGCAGGGAAUCCGGAACUGAUUAUGCUAUUGAUGGGCUACGAGAGGACUCUCCAGGCUCGCCUUGGACAGCAAUAUCAGAGCAAUGAGCAAAAUCGGUUUUAA